UCUGUUGUCGCAACAUAAAGAUGGUGUGGACAGCUAUGUCUCCCUCAUGCUGCUGCCAGAUAAAAGCAAGGCCACUAAGAAAAAAACAGGAGUGAAGAAGAGAGACCUCAACCCAGAAUUUAAUGAAAGGUUUGAGUAUGAUCUGCCUAAGGACGAGAUAAGAUUCAGACGCCUCAGUGUAUCAGUGAAAAAUAACUCCUCUUCAUUCAGAAGCCGAGACGUCAUUGGACAGGUGCAGCUCGAGUUGGCUGAGGUGAACCUCGUGUCUGGUGUCACAGAAUGGUUCACUCUCAAGGAUGAAGCUGAAUAGAAAUCGCUGCUUGCUGAUGCCGUAGUACAGCGAUGAAAACGUCAUCAUUCAAAUCCUGCUGCUGCUAAUCACACCGAUGCCUUCUCCUCUGUACUUCUGCACACAGUGCCAGCAUGGCAGCCUUACCUGUAUCCACCCAGCUCACUGUGUUAUAGCAUCUAGUAUAGAAGUGCACAGCUCUCGUAUUCACAUACAACCACAUACAUACAAGUCACCAAAGAUAAGUAGAAAGAAGCAGCUAAGUUAAAAAAAAGGUGUAAGUAAGUUAUGAUUGAAAAUUAUAUGAAGAAAUUGAAUUUAAAGACUGAACAGAGAAAGUGAUGGAUGAAGUGACCUGAAGGUGUCAUGUUACAUUUUAUUGCUUUGUUUGCUCCUUGUUGCUGUGAGAGUGUUUUAAAUCUUGUUUGAAGUGCAGCAACAUUAUAGCUUUUAGUUGAUUUUCAUGUAUCACUCAUGAAUUUUAAUGCCAUUUCAGUAUUUUAAUCUUGUUUUUUUUUACCAGCUUAAGGUGGAUUUUUUUAUAUUUCACUUUGCCACGCAGCUUUUGAGAGUGCCUUUGGAAAUAGUUUUUGUAUGGUUAUUUUUUUACAGGUGAGGAUGUGUUACACAUAUUUCCCCAGUUAUGGUUUAAUUUGUGUAUAUUUGCAAAGGUCAUUGAUCAGGUGGGAAAAUGUUAUUGAAAAGAUGGCAACAAAAAUAAACUGAUUUUGCACAGCUCACAUUUCUGCAGAA
Messenger RNA from Pundamilia nyererei, 1042 nucleotides. RefSeq names its product extended synaptotagmin-1-like. Gene Ontology annotation, molecular function: calcium-dependent phospholipid binding; calcium ion binding; phosphatidylinositol binding. The transcript is spliced from 4 exons. The coding region runs from base 47 to 310 and encodes 87 amino acids. The record is from RefSeq and is a predicted model, not a curated record. Gene Ontology annotation, cellular component: endoplasmic reticulum membrane. Lineage: Eukaryota; Metazoa; Chordata; Actinopteri; Cichliformes; Cichlidae.